Messenger RNA from Plasmodium reichenowi, 678 nucleotides. RefSeq lists its product as hypothetical. The record is from RefSeq and is a predicted model, not a curated record. The annotation marks the transcript as partial. Lineage: Eukaryota; Apicomplexa; Aconoidasida; Haemosporida; Plasmodiidae. The transcript is spliced from 3 exons.
GUGAUCGUUUUUGGAAAUUCGUCUGAAGCCAAGUUUGAUGAUUUUUAUAGAGAAGAGGACAUAAAAAAAGAAGAAAUACAAGACAAUAUAAACGAUGCUAUUGUUCCUAAUGAGUCAAAUGAACAAGAUAAAGCACAAAAUGAAGAUGUGGAUCUUGAAAGCAAAGUGCAGAAGGCUACGAAAGAAAAUAAGGUGUUUAUGAAAUAUGACUAUACUCAUGAAAAGCCAUGGUCCAAUCAUGGUGAUAAAAGCAUGUGGUUUAAUUAUAAUUUCGAUGAACAUACUUUUAAAGAAUGGGUACAAAAACAUAUUGAUAGAAAACUAGAAAAGCAACAAAAUUAUCAAAUUGAAAAUACAGACAAUUACUUUUUUGAAGAUACUUUUAAAGACAAUACGAUGAACACGUCAUCUGUAAAUAACCAUUCCAUGCAAGGUAUUAAAAGUUUCCCAUCCAAAAAUAUGAAUCCUUUUAAUACUACCAAAUUAAUAGAACCUAAUGGUUCCCCUAACGAUACGAGUAACAAAAUGGACAAAAUUAAAAAUAAUAAUAAUAAUAAAAAUAAUAAAAAUAAUAGUAAUACUAAUAAUCGAAGUGAUAAUAACCAGACCACCACAAAUACAAAUAACGACCUUAAACAAUUUCAAAAUUUAAUAAAUUUUCUUAAACAAAAUAAUUGA